UCAGGAGGGGCGGCCGGGCCACGGCCACGGCGAUGGCGGCGCAGCCUGCCCUCCGCAUCCCGCAUCCCGUAUCCCGUGCACCGUGCCCGCCGCACCCCCCCUGCGCACCCUACCCGCCGCAUCCCGCCCUCCCGGCGCGGCCCCGGCGCAGCUCUCCGCGGUACCCCCGCCUCCCCGGCCCUCCUCCGCCCCCGGGGCUCACCUAAAGCCAGCGCCCAGCGCCCAGCCCGCCUUCCCCACUGACCGCGGCGGCCGCCUCUCUCCGCCCCGCUGCUGCGCUGGGCGGGGCGCGGCCGGGGCGCGCAGUGACAGCGCCGGGCGGUGUGUGCGCCUAGGGCAUCCUCCUCGGCGGGUGCUCCUGGGCGGGGAGCCGGGCCCCCCGCGCCCCCCGGGCCCGCUCCGGCCGUCGCGAUGAAGCCGUGCGAGGAGGAGGAGGAGGAAGGGCGGGCGGCAGCGGCGGGCGGCGGCGGCGGGGACCCCUGGAAGGAGUGCGCGGAGGUGGCGGUGCAGCUGGCGCGCCGCGCCGGGCAGAUUAUUAGGAAAGCUCUAACAGAGGAAAAACAAGUGUCCACAAAGACAUCUGCAGCCGAUCUCGUGACAGAAACUGAUCAUUUUGUGGAAAAUUUAAUUAUUUCUGUUCUGAAAGAGAAAUUUCCUUCCCACAGGUUCAUUGCAGAAGAAUCCACUGCUGCAGGUUCAAAAUGUGUCCUCACUGACAGUCCCACCUGGAUUAUUGACCCUGUUGAUGGAACGUGCAACUUUGUGCACAGAUUUCCAACAGUGGCAGUGAGCAUUGGAUUUGCUGUUAACAAAGAGCUUGAAUUUGGUGUAAUUUACCACUGCACUGAAGAACGAUUAUACACUGGUAGAAGAGGUCAAGGGGCAUUUUGUAAUGACAAAAGGCUUCAGGUAUCAAAAGAGACAGAUAUCUCGAAGGCCUUAAUCUUAACAGAAAUUGGUCCAAAGCGUGACCCUGCAACUUUGAAGUUGUUCCUUGGUAACAUUGAGAGACUGCUCAAGGCCCAAGCACAUGGGGUCCGUGUCAUCGGGAGCUCCACACUGGCCCUGUGCCACUUGGCGUCCGGUGCUGCAGACGCCUACUACCAGUUUGGCUUGCACUGCUGGGACCUGGCAGCAGCCACUGUCAUCAUCAGAGAGGCAGGUGGCACUGUGAUAGACACUUCAGGGGGACCUCUGGACCUUAUGUCCUGCCGAGUGAUUGCUGCAGGCACGAGAGAGAUGGCCAUGUUCAUAGCUCAGGAAAUACAAACCAUUCACUACCGGCGCGACGACGAGAAUUAAACGCUCCUUGGGCGGAGCUCGCCCUCUGAACCACGUAAUGUUUGCUGGAUGGGUGUCCUGAAAGGGUAUGUGACUUCAGCAGGAUGGUUCCUGGGGAGAUUUUCUGUGUCAAAUGUUUUUUAUAAAUUUAUUACCACGUGGGAAGGCAUAGGGAGAUUUUUAGACCUCCUAAGAAUCGUGUUUCCUUUUUAAUAUGUAUCUGUUUCAGCAGUAUCUUUUUUAUAAGAUAGAAUAUUUUACUUGUAGCAAAUUAGUCUCAAAAUUAAGUUGUAAUUUCAUAUCUGUGGGGCUGAUAUUUAAUCUUUUGUAACACGCAGCUAAAAAAUGGAACUUUAUUUUUACAGAUGCAGAUCUCAGGUAAAUGAGCUUUAGGACUGUAGUAAGGGAGGAGUAGUUGAGAUGUGUGCCUAUAAUAAUCCCCCUGUUCCACGAUGCUUAAGAAUGCAAUAAAAAUGGCAUUGUUAUUUCCUAACGAGGUCAUAGCUCUGUAUCCAUAUAUGUACAUGUCUGUGUGUCUGUGUGUGUGUACAUAUGUGUGUAUAUGCACCUACACGUGUCCAUGCAUGUAUACACACACAUCCCCAGGGGUGUAUGUGUAUAUAUAUGGAUACCCUGGAUGUUUACAGAAACUUAGAGAAUGCAUAGAGAGAAGAAAGCUAAUAUUGGAAGCUCUUUUCAGAUAAUGUUUUUUUUUAGGUUGCUUAGGUGGUUCAAUUCAGGGCUAUCCAAAUGGCAAAUCGCAGAGCUGACCAUGAAAAAUGUUUAAUUGUUUUACAAACUGCCCAGCUAGUUUUGUUUCCCUUCGUCCCUCUGCAUGGGCAUAAAUCAUACUGUCCUGUAGGCCUCUGUAAGAUACUCAAACCUGCAAACAAUUACUACCAUAGAGUACUUAUAGUUAAAACCAAGAAUAUUGAACUCAAGCUGAGUUAUUCACAGUAUUAACUAUGACAUCCAGCAGUAGGAGGCCAGCAGAAUAGAGCACAGUGUCAAAGAGCUGUUGAUUUUUGAGAAACUUCAAGCAGAACAGCAGGAUUUGGCCCCUUACAGGCAAGUUAUUAAAAAUAUGCACAUAAGAUAUGCUUGCAAAAAGUUGUAAAUCACAUGCCCUUCUUGCACAAUGUUGUAAUCACACUUUUUGAUCAGAAAAGCCUGUAAAAUCAGUUACAUAGAUUUCCUAAAUACACAGUUAUUCUUUAUCCCUGUAUCUAGCCCAUAAUUUCUAUUUAGAUUGUGUUUUAAAUCGUGAGCACAGGGGAAACACAAGUGUGUUGAAAAAAGCAGUUGAUAUGAAAUCACUUCUAUUUUUUCAUCAAAAAUUUAAUUAAAAGGUAUCUCUUUUUUGCAAGAGUGCAAAUUGAAUAAAGGAAUGAGCCAAAAGAGUUGGUUAAAAAUCUAACUUUUUUUUGUACACUGCAUGUGUAGACUUUUUAAACGUGUUCAGAUAUCUGCUUAGACGAUACAAACUAAACAAUAUUUUUUAAAAAUAACCUUGUGUGUGUUUCUUGCGAUGAAAAAUGUUUUUCACUGAAUAUAACAUGAAGUUCUGUGUGAUUUCUUGGUAUUUUUUUCAUGAGAAAUACAAAAUAUUGACUGUGUGAAGGACAUCUAACUCCAACUAAGGAUUUAAAAACUGAUGGUUCUUUGCAGAAAAUCAACACUUUCCAUCACAAUGAUGAACGUUUUGUCACUGCUCCCUUUUACCCCCUCCAUCUCUUUGUACCCGUGUUUGGAAAAGGAGAUUGUAAGCCCUCUGGGGCAGGGACUACAGUAGUUUGGCUCUGGGUUUUCACAGUGCUAAUAGGAUGAGAUUCUGGUCCACAACUAGGCACUGAGGUGCUAUAAUAAUACAAAUAAUAAAUGC
This is a messenger RNA of Camarhynchus parvulus, 3163 nucleotides long. RefSeq names its product inositol monophosphatase 2 (gene IMPA2). The coding region runs from base 412 to 1302 and encodes 296 amino acids. Gene Ontology annotation, molecular function: inositol monophosphate 1-phosphatase activity. The transcript has 8 exons. Lineage: Eukaryota; Metazoa; Chordata; Aves; Passeriformes; Thraupidae. Gene Ontology annotation, biological process: signal transduction; phosphatidylinositol phosphate biosynthetic process; inositol metabolic process. The record is from RefSeq and is a predicted model, not a curated record.